Molecule: messenger RNA, 900 nt
Organism: Glossina fuscipes
Lineage: Eukaryota; Metazoa; Arthropoda; Insecta; Diptera; Glossinidae
Exons: 2
Coding region: 403-900 (165 amino acids)
Source: RefSeq, a predicted model, not a curated record
AAUAAUAAUAAAUAAUAAAAAACAAAAAAAAAAAAAGGUUGUAUCCACAAAUCUAAACAUAAACAUGUACACAUUCAGCUUAGUCAAGAGAAAAAGCAAAAAAAAAAAAAAAAAAAAAAAAACAAAAACAAAAAAAGACUGUAAAAGACAAAUGCAUUUUUGUAAAUAUCAACCAGUUCAAUGGCACGCAACCACAAUUAGAUUAUUAAUAAAAAAAUGAUUAUAAAACUUUAUUGCUAAACAAUGUUAAAGUUAAAGUUUCUCUAUUUGAUAUAUUGUAUUUAUUAUUAUGAAUGAAAGCAUAUGACAAGUACACGAAACACAGGUAAAUCACUUUUUCAUUAUUGUCGUAAAUCUUAGUUAUAUAGAGUCGGUGCAUGUGCGAGCAGCGUAUUAUAAGCAAUGAGCGCUAGUUUACCCCUUGUCGCAAAUAAUCAUGAAAAAUCUAAGCAACAACAAAGUAAGGUUAACGGUAACGGGCAAAAAUAUGAAUCGAGACAUCAGUUACCGUAUCUUUUUGAAAAGGAAUUAAUUAAUAAACAAAACAAAUACAUACAUAUCCAUGAGACGUUUAUACCCUGUGCGGUGAAGACUAAUAAUGCUAUUGGUAAAUUUUAUAUUAAUCGUGAUCAGCUUAAACCGAUUAAAUACAUUUCCUACUUAAAGUUACUUGAACGUUUAGAAUAUAAUAAAUUUUUACCUUCUGGCAUGCCUCGAUUAGAAAGUCAGGUAUAUGGUUGGAUGCCGUGUAAUGUUAAGAGAAGUGCAAUUCUCGGACAAUUGAAUUACAUCAAUGCUCCAAAACGUCGAUGUUACCUAACCAUACACGGUGAAAAACUUCAUAAUGAAACAAUUACCGAAAGGACUCCUUUCAAUGGAGUACGAUUUCUUUUACAAUAA